Hyla sarda is the source of this 1993-nucleotide messenger RNA. It is a transcript of the gene NPEPL1, whose product is annotated as aminopeptidase like 1. NCBI's taxonomy places the organism in Eukaryota, Metazoa, Chordata, Amphibia, Anura, Hylidae. Gene Ontology annotation, biological process: proteolysis. The coding region runs from base 122 to 1687 and encodes 521 amino acids. The record is from RefSeq and is a predicted model, not a curated record. Gene Ontology annotation, cellular component: cytoplasm. The transcript is spliced from 12 exons. Gene Ontology annotation, molecular function: manganese ion binding; metalloaminopeptidase activity.
AGCUAGAGGGAGGCGGGUCUACUGGUUGCUGUAACGUGAUUGGCUGACGUGUGGAAGGCCGGGACGGGGGUUGACAGCGAGGUUUGGCGGGGCCACUGUGAGGGCAGCUGACGGCUGUGACAUGGCCAAUGUUCGGCUGGAGUUCAAAUCGAGCGCCGGAGACGCGGACCCCCAGACUAGGCCUGUGCUGAUUCUGGGCCAACUGCCCAACUUGCUUCGGGUGCUCUGGAGCGAUGUGAGGGGAAAGCUGCAGCCCCGGGUCACCGAGGAGAUAUGGAAGAAUGCUCUGGGCACCUUAAGUCCCAAUCCCACUGACAGCUGUCCUCUAUACCUGAACCUGGCCACAGUCGCCGCCCUGCCUUCCCGCGUCAGCCGCCAUAACAGCCCCUCCGCUGCUCACUUUAUCACACGUCUGAUCCGAAACUGCCUUCCAGCGGGAACAACGAGAUGUAUUCUGAUGGUAUGUGAGCGAUCAGAGGUGUUCGCCAGUGCGUGUGCCAUUGCUCGAGCCUUCCCACUGUUUACCCGCCGUUCCAGUGCUUCCCGCCGAGCGGAGAAAAAGAGCAUUGCAGUUGAAUUUCUGCUUGUUGGCCAAAACAAUGGACCCAUGGAAGUGACCACCCUAAAGUGCCUGGAGAGUGCGACUGAGGGGGUGAGACUGGCGGCCCGAAUUGUGGAUACUCCCUGCAAUGAGAUGAACACAGACCACUUCAUUGAGGAGAUAGCAGCCGUGGGGAAGGAACUUUGCAUUACUCCAAAGAUUAUUCGAGAUCAAGAGCUGAAGGAGAAAGGAUUUGGAGGAAUAUAUGGUGUUGGCAAAGCUGCAGAACACCCCCCAGCCUUUGUCAUCCUGAGUCAUACCCCAGAAGGUGCCACUCAAACCAUUGCCUGGGUUGGUAAGGGCAUAGUGUAUGAUACCGGAGGACUCAGCAUUAAGGGAAAGACCACAAUGCCGGGUAUGAAGAGAGAUUGCGGAGGGGCUGCUGCUGUCCUCGGUGCAUUUAAAGCUGCAGUAAAACAGGGUUUUAAAGACAACCUCCACGCCUUGUUCUGCCUGGCAGAGAACUCUGUUGGACCAAAUGCCACUCGACCAGAUGAUAUCCACUUGCUGUACUCUGGAAAAACGGUUGAAAUUAACAACACUGAUGCAGAGGGGAGGCUGGUGCUGGCUGACGGGGUGUCCUACGCCUGCAAGGAUCUAAAUGCAGAUAUCAUUCUGGAUAUGGCGACUUUAACAGGUGCUCAGGCCAUCGCAACCGGCAAGCAUCACGCUGCAGUACUGACAAACAGUGAGGAGUGGGAGAUGGCCUGUGUGAAGGCGGGUCGGAAGUGUGGAGACCUGGUUCACCCGCUGGUUUACUGUCCUGAACUGCACUUCAAUGAGUUUUCUUCUGCUGUGGCUGAUAUGAAGAACUCUGUGGCAGACCGGGAAAAUGCCCAGAGUUCUUGUGCUGGACUCUUUAUUGCUUCUCACAUCGGCUUUGACUGGCCAGGAGUUUGGGUGCAUGUCGAUAUAGCUUCCCCUGUUCACACGGGAGAAAGAGCCACUGGCUUUGGCGUUGCAUUACUUCUGUCUCUGUUUGGCCGUGCUUCGGAAGACCCUUUACUAAACAUGGUUUCGCCUUUGGGAGAGGAUGAAGUAGUUGAGACUCCUGAGAGAGAUACUAAAAGAAGACGCCUUGUGUGACCGUCUUAUCCUAGACCACUAAAGAAUCAAGCCAGUCUCUGAUCUGACCAUUUGUAUUCCUUGCACUUGUUAAUGGUAUGUGUUGAUGUAAAUGGACUUUCCUAUCUGAUGUAUGCAGGAGGUGACCCUGCUCUUGAUACCUGAUGUUUUUCCAGUACUAUGGAUUACAUCAGAAGUCACAGGCUCCUACCACCUUUCUAGAUAUCACUGUUCACCUCCAUCUGGCCAGCUCCUCUACCAUGGGGCAGUUUACUGUCUGCCUUUCUACAUGAUUUCUGUUUUUAUUAAAACUGUCUGCAUAUGUGA